Molecule: messenger RNA, 2252 nt
Organism: Lacerta agilis (Sand lizard)
Lineage: Eukaryota; Metazoa; Chordata; Lepidosauria; Squamata; Lacertidae
Gene: NIPAL3
Product: NIPA like domain containing 3
Exons: 12
Coding region: 318-1538 (406 amino acids)
Biological process (GO): magnesium ion transport
Cellular component (GO): membrane
Molecular function (GO): magnesium ion transmembrane transporter activity
Source: RefSeq, a predicted model, not a curated record
GUUUUUUGAGGAGCGAAGCCCCGCCCUGCGUUCCAAGCGCUCCAUCAGCUGCGGGGAAAGAAACAUUCCGAGGGCUUUUGGUGCUCCGCUUUCUGGCUGCGAAGGCUAGAUAACACAUACACCCACCUCGGAACGGAGACAAGGAAGCAGAGCAACAACGGACAAGAUACCUGGUCCCACCCCAUCAUGGCUCCUCUGUAGUGGCAAAAUGCUGAGGAAAAAGAUGGAUCCAGUUGUUCCCUGGUCCGUUUAAAGCACUGCUGUAGUUAUAACUAAGCAAGAAGCAAACUGAUAAAGGAAUGCAUAAGUAAACCAAAAUGGAGAGAGCAAAUGGCCCUGGUCUACAGCUCCAGCCGCUUGCAACGUUGUCUGUACCACAGCUGGCUCAUGAGGAUUCCUUCUCUUACAAGGAAAACCUGAUUGGUGCCCUGCUGGCUAUUUUUGGACACCUCAUCAUCAGCAUCGCACUCAACCUCCAGAAAUACAGCCAUAUCCGGCUGGUGGGUUGCAAAGACCACCGGGCCUACUUCAAGACCAAGACAUGGUGGUGUGGCCUGUUCCUGCUGUUCCUGGGGGAGCUGGGGGUCUUCUCUGCCUAUGCCUUUGCACCCCUUUCCCUGAUUGUGCCCCUUGGUGCCGUGUCUGUUAUAGCAAGUGCAAUCAUUGGAAUCAUAUUCAUUAAGGAAAAAUGGAAGCCGAAAGACUUCUUGAGGCGCUAUGUUUUGUCCUUCAUAGGCUGUGGCUUGGCUAUUGUCGGGACAUACCUACUGAUAACCUUCGGGCCUAACAGUCACGAGACCAUGACAGGAGAGAACAUCACUAAGCACUUGGUCAGCUGGCCGUUUCUCUUGUAUAUGCUGGUAGAGAUAAUCAUUUUCUGCCUGCUGCUGUAUUUCUACAAAGAGAGGAAAGCUAACUAUAUUGUGGUGAUUCUGCUGUUGGCAGCACUCCUGGGUUCUAUGACAGUCAUCACGGUGAAGGCAGUGGCAGGAAUGGUGGUGGUUUCGAUACGAGGGAACCUCCAGCUGGGCUACCCCAUUUUCUACAUCAUGGUGGUCUGCAUGGUGGCAACAGCAUCCUUUCAGGCAACGUUUUUAACACAAGCAACACAGCUGUACGAUGCAUCACAGAUUGCCAGCAUAGGAUACAUCUUGUCCACUGCAAUAGCAAUUACUGCAGGUGCAACCUUCUACUUGGACUUCAUUGGAGAAGACAUACUUCAUAUAUGCAUGUUUGCCUUGGGGUGCCUCAUUGCAUUUUUAGGCGUCUUCUUGAUCACUAGAAACAAGAAGAAAUCAAUCUUUUUCGAACCGUACAUCUCCAUGGAUGCUAUGCCAAGCAUGCAGAAUUUGCAUGACAACGGAACGGCAGUUCAGCCUGAGCUCAAAACGUCAUUUUCCUAUGGUGCCCUGGAGAACAACGACGCCAUCUCUGAGAUCUACGCACCUGCUACGUUGCCGAUAGUGCAGGAGGAACAUGGUUCGAGGGGGUCAUCUGUGCCUCCCUACCGGGUCAUGGAGCAUAACAAAAGGGAGUGAAAGCCCUUGUAAGGGACUGGCAUGAUGCCUCCAAGUGUGGUCCUCUUAUUUAUUCAUCCCUUCUUCUUUUUAAGCACCGCUAAGUCAAAAAAAAAAAAGUCACUUUAUUUAUGGGUUAAGUGUGUAUGGAAUGACUACUUUAAAGAUUGAACUGUGUUAAAGAGUCCCCUACCCGUGUAAUACGAAAGCUAAGUUGAUUGUUGCAGGACGCAAGGAGCUGCAUCGGCCUCGCUAAGCUAAACUGUAACAGGAUGUAUAGCUAUGUCAAAAGGAACUCAGAGGAUAUUCUGAUGGCUGUAAUAUUGCUGGUCAAACAGCAGGAACUAAAGGGUGAGUUUAGACUCUGUUUUCCUGAUAAAAUUCCCUUUGUGAUCACAUAACGCGACUCAGUAUGUGGGUUGUACGGGUCUCAAGCAGAGCUUUGGGUUCGUGCGCCUUCCCCACCGCAUAUGGAUGGUUGUAUCCUGCUUAAGUUUUACUCAGCAUGGACUCCCUGAACUUAAUAGACCAAAGUUGUCCAUUUAUUUCAGUUCCUCUGCUCUGAGUAUCAUUAGCAUUGGAUACAACCCAGGAUAUUUUUAAUAUGAAUCAAAACUUACACAUGUCAAUUCCUGUUUUAAUUAGACCUGCUCAUGCUACCUGCCUGCUGCCUUGUACCUUAAGGAGAAAACUAGGCAAACAUUUGAAGAUGUUAGAUAAGAUUGAGAGCCCCAA